Molecule: messenger RNA, 582 nt
Organism: Cordyceps militaris CM01
Lineage: Eukaryota; Fungi; Ascomycota; Sordariomycetes; Hypocreales; Cordycipitaceae
Exons: 2
Coding region: 1-582 (193 amino acids)
Source: RefSeq, a predicted model, not a curated record
AUGCAGGGCCUGCCAGAAGAGAGCACUCAGCGGAUGAGAAGGGGGGGAUGCGGCGCAUCAUUUGCGGCUUCCCAUCCGUACUGGCUACGAUCUGCAUCGCCGCGCUGCUCAUCUAGAUUCGCCGACAGGCACAACCACAAGGAAUAUUCCGUAGUACGUUGCCAAGCCUGCCAGACGCAAGUCUCGGAACAAGAGCACGCGACCGGGCCCGCAGAUCCAGGGCCAAGAUGGGCUGCCGCGAUGGGAUUUUUGUUGCCACGAUUCCGAGAGACCCAUCCUCACCCGUCCGAUCGCUUGUCCGUUGCCGCCGUAUACUCUCAGGCGAAUGACUUCAAAUGGCUGGGGGAGGGUGUAAGCAGCGCAUGGGGUAGCGAAGGUGCAACAGGAAGUGUUCUGUGCACAACCGCCUGCCGCGCUUCCCGCGGGAUCGGCACAUUCUGGAAUGUCGGCCAAAGAGAACGACAGGUUCUUGAGAUCAACAUUUCCUAUUUUCAGCAGCAGUCCGGGGCCGCCCAAGCUGAGCAAGAUUUGUCGUUGGCGAUCGAUCAAGCUCUGCCGGCAGGAAGCGGCUCGGAUAACUAA